Messenger RNA from Phialemonium atrogriseum, 1385 nucleotides. RefSeq lists its product as uncharacterized. Bases 291 to 1304 code for a protein of 337 amino acids. The record is from RefSeq and is a predicted model, not a curated record. The transcript has 2 exons. Lineage: Eukaryota; Fungi; Ascomycota; Sordariomycetes; Cephalothecales; Cephalothecaceae.
AGACAAGGUAGGGGCCGCACCGCUGGGACUAACAAGCUAAUGGCGGGUAAUACGAGGAUAAAAUAACCGCUAAUUAGCCCCGAUUUUCCUGUCGUGGUCGAUCUCGUCCCCUUUUCUUCCAUUUCAGUCUCCUUUUCGUUCUCGCAAAGCACGGCGCGACCGCUCUCUUGGUGAGACAGCGCUUCGCCCGCAAACAUACGAGGACUUCGCUUGCCAGACCAUAAGACAGAGGCUAUGAGGGAUUGAUUACAAUCGACGUCUUUCGAUCGGGGAGCUCAAGAGUCACGACCAUGACGUCCGUCCGCACGAACCUAGGCCCGUUGACAACGCCCUUCACCUACCCGGCAUCAUGCACCGUCGUCAUCAAGGGAUGCGCCACAUGCGACAAUGGCUUCCAAGCGCAGACAUGCUCGGACAACGCCUUCAAUACCCAGGGCAUCCAGGACGACCUUGAAUGCUGGCCGCCCCGGUCGGGCUCGAGCAUCUCGUCUGGUGUGGCCGUCGAUGGCUGGGGAUUCUACUCUCCAGGCAUCGACUGCCCGGUCGGCUACUCGACCGCAUGCGCCGCGACCGCCGGCGUUGCUGGUGGCUUUCCCUUCCAAUUCCCGCUGUUGCCGAGCGAGACGGCGGCGGGGUGCUGUCCAACCGGCUACAACUGCCGGUACGAGCCCGGCAUCGACAGGGCACAAACCUGCUACGCGAUUAUCACGAAGGGGUCCUUCCCGACGGUCCAAUGCUCCUCCGGAACAAGCAACAUGUUCUCCUUCCUGUCCAUACCCGCCACCAUCACCACCACCAACUCAGAGGCGGUCGAAGUCACGGUGCUAUCGCGCGUCAGCGUGCUGGCGCCCCUCUUCCAGCUCAACUGGCAAAAAACCGACCUCCCGAGCUCCACGACCCCGACCAACAACGCCGCCACGACCGUCCCCACCCCAUCGUCAACACCCACACACCCCCCACAAGAAACCAACCCACCCGCCGCCGGGCUAUCCAAAGGAGCAGCAGCCGGCAUCGGCGUGGGCGUGGGCAUCGCGGGUCUGGUGCUGAUCGUCGCUCUGGUGUGGUUUGUGCGCCGGCGAGUGCGGAAGCGUCCCAGCGUCAUGGCGCCGAUGUCACCGGUGGAGCCGAUGCCGCAGCCGCCGGUGGGCCACGGCUACGUCUUCGGCUACGGCCACCACGCCGGCGGCAAGGACGGCGUGUCGUCGUCGGCGAGUCCGUCCCCCGUAGGGAAUGUCGCGGAGCUGGGGACGGGGUAUGUGGCUGAGCUGCCGGUGCCGUCGGGGAAUAUUGGCUCUAGGAUAUAAUUAUGUUGGGGACUGGCCGAGGAUGGCGCUUUUGUGUUGGACUUGUUGGUGUUGGAGUCUUGGGGGUUGCCGCUUUUGGCA